Ceratitis capitata (Mediterranean fruit fly) is the source of this 2045-nucleotide messenger RNA. It is a transcript of the gene ScpX, whose product is annotated as non-specific lipid-transfer protein. NCBI's taxonomy places the organism in Eukaryota, Metazoa, Arthropoda, Insecta, Diptera, Tephritidae. The transcript is spliced from 5 exons. Gene Ontology annotation, molecular function: acyltransferase activity, transferring groups other than amino-acyl groups. The record is from RefSeq and is a predicted model, not a curated record. The coding region runs from base 156 to 1790 and encodes 544 amino acids.
UGAUUCCGAUUAGAUAUUGCACAGAGUUUCAUUCGAUUGCAAACUUUCAAGCUGUUGUGAUACUGACAAUUGUCCUAUGGUUCAUUAAUAACGAAUCGCACUGCUGUAAUUUAAUUUCUAAUUAUUUACCAAUAAAAACUAUAAUAUUGUUUCAAAUGGCGAAAACUAGAGUUUACGUUAUAGGCGUUGGCAUGACCAAGUUUGAAAAACCUGGUCGUCGUGCUGAUGUAUGUUAUCCAGAUAUGGCAAAAGAAGCUGUUGAAAAGGCUUUACAGGAUGCAAAAGUCCCAUUCUCGGAAAUACAGCAAGCCACCGUAGGCUAUGUAUACGGAGAUUCUACUUGUGGUCAAAGAGCAAUAUAUGGUAUCGGCAUGACUGGCAUUCCAAUAUAUAAUGUCAACAAUAACUGCUCCACUGGAUCCAGUGCGCUAUAUUUGGCCAAGCAGAUUAUUGAAUCUGGAAAUGCUGAUUGUGUUCUGGCUUUGGGCUUCGAAAAGAUGGAACGUGGGUCCCUCUCGGCAAAAUAUUUUGAUCGUGCUAACCCUAUGGAACGCCACAUCACUGAAAUGGCUGAACUCACCGAAAUUGGCAGUGGCCCAAUGGCCGCACAAAUUUUCGGUAAUGCUGGCAUGGAGCAUAUGCGCAAAUAUGGCACAAAGCCUGAACACUUUGGCAAGAUCGCUUGGAAAAACCAUAAACAUUCUGUCAAUAAUCCCUACUCUCAAUUUCGUGAUGAGUAUACGCUAGAGCAGAUUAUGCGCUCGCCACAGGUGGUAGAGGGUGUUCUUACAAAACUACAAUGCUGCCCCACAUCUGAUGGCUCAGGCGCUGCAAUAUUGGCAUCGGAACAAUUUGUACGUCGUCAUGGCUUAGAAGCACAAGCAGUAGAAAUAGUAGGCAUGGAAAUGGCCACUGACCCCGAAUCCACAUUUGCCGAUAAAAGUCUAAUGAAAAUUGCUGGAUAUGAUAUGACACGCUUAGCAACCCAACGUUUAUUUGCCAAAACAAAUUACAAGCCGCAGGAUGUAAACGUUGUUGAAUUGCAUGAUUGCUUUUCAGCAAAUGAAUUAAUCACUUACGAAGCUUUGGGCCUCUGUGAAGAGGGCAAAGCUGGAGAAUUCAUCGAUCGUGGCGAUAAUACUUAUGGUGGAAAGUAUGUGGUUAAUCCUAGUGGAGGUUUGAUAUCGAAGGGACAUCCUUUGGGAGCCACAGGAUUAGCGCAGUGUGCGGAGCUAUGUUGGCAAUUGCGUGGCUUGGCUGAGAAGCGUCAAGUGCCCGGUUGUAAGCUGGCAUUACAACACAAUUUAGGUUUGGGCGGUGCUGUCGUUGUUGGCUUGUAUCGCCUGGGCUUUCCAGCGGUUGCAAAGGUCAGUCAUAAUUUAACAGCAGCAACAAAGACAGCUAACAGUUCGGAAGGCUUUAAAGUAACACCUUUGCUGAAAUUAUUAGAAAUUGCCAUGCAAGAAGAUCAAGAUAAUCUUAUUGAAAAAGUACGUGCCGUAUAUGGUUUUAAAGUAACAAAUGGACCAAAUGGUCAGAUAGGCUUUUGGGUGAUUAAUGCUAAAGAGGGUAAAGGCAAAAUCAUUUUCAAUGGUAACGAUAAGUGUGAUGUCACCUUCACAAUCAACGACUCGGAUGUCACCGAACUAAUCACAGGAAAGUUGCCACCACAAAAAGCUUUCUUCCAAGGCAAGAUUAAAAUCCAGGGUAACAUGGGAUUGGCAAUGAAAUUAUUGGAAUUACAAAAAUCCGCACAAUCCCGCAUCGAUACUUUGAGGGCUAAAUUAUAAAAGGUGUUAGUUUCAAGAGUCCGAAUUAUAUCAUUUAUUUAUUGCUUGCUUUUGACGUUUAUUGCGGAAAAGGGUUGGAAGUAGUGCAAUAAUAUUAUAUUAAUCUGUAUAUAUAUGUAUGUGUUAUAUGUAACUAUGAAGUUGAGAUUUCAUUCAUAUGAAACACUUUCCAUUUUAGUAAUUGCUAAUUAUACUUUUUUUUAUACAUUUAAUGUCUAAAGGUGAAAUAAACGUUAUACGAAAUAUAUAUGUAAA